Molecule: messenger RNA, 13612 nt
Organism: Homarus americanus (American lobster)
Lineage: Eukaryota; Metazoa; Arthropoda; Malacostraca; Decapoda; Nephropidae
Product: zinc finger protein ubi-d4 B-like
Exons: 12
Coding region: 128-1711 (527 amino acids)
Biological process (GO): nervous system development
Cellular component (GO): nBAF complex; nucleus
Source: RefSeq, a predicted model, not a curated record
CUAGUAAACAAAUGGGUCGAAGGGGACGACUACACAACUAAUUACUAAUGGACGCCGGAAUUUAACCAUUUUUUCGAUUUUUUCUCCCUCCUUCGCCACUUUAGAGGCUCCUUCAACCACCGUAGAGAUGGCCGACACACUGGUACAGACCAAUUUGGAGAAAAUAAGCAGCUUCCUCCAGGAUGUACAGUAUCGGUCUUUAAUGAUUAACAGCGCCAACUACAACGUGCGACUGAUGCGUGAACGGAAAACUCGCCUCCCAUUCCUUGAUUCACAGACAGGUAUAGCACAGAACCCGUGUAAAUUGUACAUGAGUGCCCGCCAUCGAAUGCCCGGGACUGUCGAGGGUCAGCUGUACGUGUACCCGUCCCAGAGAUGGUGUUGCAGAAAAAGAUCGUACAUGGCACUAGCUCACCAGCACUGGCUCUUAAAAAAGGCCAUUAAAGAACCAGAGGGCGACGAACACACCAUCGUCACCGUGGAGAACCCGGCAGCAGUCAACACCGAGGAGACAACCUUUGUGUACGAGACAAAAGUAGCGGAACCUUUUUACUUUGACGAGACAGCUUUCCUAGAAGACGAGGAAGAGGAGCCGGACGACGACGAUGACGACACAUACUCCACUCGUGCCACACCAACGCGAAAGAGGAAAAAAGCCCCGAAAAUUCCCAAGCCCGUGAAAGUGAGGACCCCAGGCAGCCGCGGCAGAAGGAAGAAAGAACCUCAGUCCAAGACGUCUGUAGAGGGCGACGAGGAGACCCCUGGCAAGCCCUACGAGUGCCAGCUGUGUGGCGCUCGCUACAAGACCAGACAGGGUCUGUCCUACCACCUCUCGCACACACACAAGGGGGGCAGGGCUAACUCUGGGGGUGGACGGUCCAGAGGGGGAGGCAACAAUCCCCCCACCCCUAGGGCUGAUCCUGCCUCGGCUGGCGCGAGUUACCAGCCCCAGGCCUACCAAUCUGAUGCUCUGGCUGGCCUGGCAGAGUUUCAGGACAGUUACCUUGGCUACCUAUCAGCCGGCCAAGACGCCUCACCCACGGGACGAAGUGGCAGCAGCAGCACUAGUAACAGUAGUAGAAGGUCUAGUGGCGGAGGGGGGGGUGGGGGAACCGGGGCUGUGACACCUGCGCUAGCAGGAAAUGGAGGUGGCUCUUGCACCAGUCGUGGGACCAAGGGAAGCAAUUCAGGCUGGUCUGGUCUCGCUAAUGUCGGGUCACCGUCUACCAUGAUGCCUACCAGUGGGACUCCUACUUCAACUUCAGAAACAUUGAGAGAAGCCAGCCCUGCCAGCCUUGCUGUUCCUGACCUGGACCAGCAGCAACUUUCUAAACCUCCAAAGGUGAUGGGAGAGAAAAACCGCGCUCAGCCAAGCCCAUACUGUGAUUUCUGUCUGGGCGACGCCACAAUGAACAAGAAAACCGGAGAGUCGGAGGAGCUUGUCUCGUGCUCAGACUGUGGUAGAUCUGGUCAUCCCACUUGUCUGCAGUUUACGGCCCAUAUGAUGAUCUCGGUGAGGCAGUACCGAUGGCAGUGCAUUGAGUGUAAAUGUUGUACGCUAUGUGGCACCUCGGAGAAUGAUGACCAGCUGCUGUUUUGUGAUGACUGUGACCGAGGCUACCACCUCUACUGCUUACGUCCUCCGCUUCAAGAGCCACCCGAGGGCGAGUGGUCCUGUGAUCUCUGCCUCCAACAAUUCCACUCUAAGUGAGACAAGUGCAGUCUUUAAUCUUGUGUGUCAUGUGUCUCAGUAGAAUUGAGGUCUGUAGUCCCUCACCCAUAGUACCACUUAAAUGAGACACACAUUUCCUUGAUCUACACAGCAAGAAGUUUCAAAGUUUAUAUUAUCAUCGUUGUUACUAAUGAUCACUUCAGAUUUGUCUCAGUGUAAAAAAAAAGCCUUAAAAAUCUCCCUAUUGUUUGUAUCUACAGUGUCAGUAACAGUGUGGGGGAAGCUGGAAGUUGAAGAUAAACUUACGGAAGAAUUUAUAUUUCAGUGAAGAUAAGAGAAUGUCUGCUUGAUACAGCACCCUGAUUCAUUCUCUUCAGUAAAGGUUACAAUUAUAUAGUAUUUGAACGAUGUAUCCGAGGGGAAGGUUGAUCCUGCGGGUCUUCACGUGGAUGUGGGUUUGACUAUUAUCUAAGCUGAAAGUUGCUAUUACCAAUGAUGCCUGUGGCUGUUAGUUAGGAUUAUAUAUGUUGCUUCUCAUAUCACUCUGGCAGUCCAGAUUAUUGUUUGAAAUUCAUGAUUAUAAAAUCACUAUAGUCAUUCUGUAGUUGAAUGUAGGAAGAAUGUGAGAAGUUAUAAAUCGUCUUUAUCUGAGGAGGUGUGAGACAGAGACAAAGGCUGCCAAAUAAAGGGGUACUUUGUGAAUGGAUUAUUUUGAGGAAUGUUUUUAAGGCCCCACUCUGCUACACAACACAUAAUAAGUGUUGUCAGAGUGAACUUUUAGAAAUGCUGGGAAUUUUUUUAAACCUCUACUUUGAAUCUGGUUUAGAAACAUUUUUGGAAUCUUUCACAGAAUCUUGAGUAAAUACGGAAGAUGACUGACCAUGUUUAUAUAAGAAGCGCAUGUUGUUGCUCUUUUGCAGCGUCGCGUCUUCGCUUGUUCAUAUAGGACUAUGAACAGAAGCCAGAUCGAAGUGAAUUCUUCAGCCUUUAUUUUUUGUAUGAUGUUUCAAAAUAAUAGGUGUAAGUAUUUACAGUACAUACUUGGUGUAAGUGUAGUACCCAUGAAUAAAAAAAAUUCUGUCAUGCGAUAUUGACCGAUAAAGUUGUGACGAUGAUGUUUACUUAAAGAAGAGAAAUUAGUACAAGUAAUUAGUUCUAUACAACGUACCCCGUGUAUCCAGAAGCGCCGUAUUCCUCGUGUGUGGCGAAGAGAACGACCAGGACAUAAGAGUGAUGUUGCCUCUGCUGGAUUUUUUAAUAUAUACAAAUGAGUUUAGAAGAUGUAGACAAUUUAGCAGAAGAAAUAAAGUUAUUGUAUGCGUGAUCGGCAGAUAUUAUGAAGAUAUAUCACUUGCUUAUAGGUGAUGAUAGAAAAGAAAGUUAAUUUUAUUUUAAGGACUAAGUUUACUUCCUUUGUCUAGUUAUGUGUACGUGAGAGAAGAGUUUUAUAGCAGAGGUUUAUUCUUGUUUUAAUGAUAAAGAGGCUAGCUUUUAAAAUCAGGCCAAAGUAACGACUGUAAGUCUCACAACAUUGUGUGUUUGUGAAGCAAGUGGUUUUUAAAUGAACGUUUACAACUUGUCUAAGAUUUUUUAUGAAUUCUUCUUUUUUAUAAUGCCAAUGAAUAAUGAUAAAGACAAUGUUGAAAAAAGUCUUGAAUAAACUCUACUGCCUGCUUGAGGUUCAACGUUUAUGCUGCCCACCAUUAUCUUGCUAAGCUUUUACUGUAGUGUUUUGUUAUGGUGUUUGUGGAUAUGUUUCACCUUUACACCACAGACACAGUGUAAACGCCCUCACCGCACUCUCUCAGUCUCUCUGCUUAAGCUAUUUUAUUUGUAUUACUUAAUCCAUAUCUGUACUGUAUCACACAAUGCAAAUAGCCUGGCCUCCACCAUCCCCUACACCACCAUCUCCUACACCAUCACCAACACCACCAUUAACACCAUCGACUUCUGUAUUUGAACAGACAUUAAAUAUUUAGGAAAUAUGUUUUUUUAAGGAAUUAGUUUUCUGUGAUGAGAUACAAGAACUUAAUAAUGUGUUGAAGUCUGGUUUCUGUGUAAGACGAUUCUCAAAGUAAGUUUGCAGAGAUAUGAGAAUUUUUGUCAUUCAUAAAUUUUAUUACCGGACAUACUAGAUAAUUUCAUUUUAAAUUUUGUGAGGAUCUUCAAAAAAUGCCUUAAAUUGGUGCCACACAGGAUGGUUGAUAUGAAGUAAUAUACCGUACAUAUGUGGUUAUUAUCAUCCAUAACUGAUCAAAAACUUUAGUUAACCCCUUGUGUAUGGGAUCCCUCUGUGCUGAAUAAAGUCGUCUGGCAUUACCCAAAUAAUAUAUUAAUAGUGACAUUCCUGUAGUGAAGGGUUAUCAGCAUGUACGUAUAGGGAUCACGGGCACCUACAGUAAUUUAUUUUGCACAUUGUCUAUUAUCAAUGUUUUACUCUGACCAACUCUUUGAAUGAUCUCCCUAACAAGACAUCUACUGUGAACACGUUGUCUUAGAAACCCUUGUGUAGGCUCUCUAUAUAAGGACACAAAUGCUCCAAACAGCUACACUUGCCUUGGGAAUUUUAGCCUGAGAAAUGUUUUUUAAAGCAGAGUACAGUAUGUAUAUUGCUCAAUUGGUGUUCAGUCAUACCAUCCACCCAGCGAUAAUAUUCACUUUUCUGUGCAAGUUCACCUCAUUUGCCACACCAUAAUCUAUUCACCAGUUGUUGCUUAAUACUUGGGAAUUCUUUCAAGCCUCAACACAUUCUUAACCAAUUGUGUGCAGGAUUCCCUCUAUGCUGAAUAAAAUCUUCUGUCAUUAACCAAAUAAGGUAUUAAAAGUGGCUUCACUAUAGUGAAGGGUUAGGUGUGAAACAUACACAAUUUCAGUCACAAAAAUAACUUUCAUGUCAAUGCUGAUGUAACUCUUGUUUAAACCAUAACAACAAGUUUCGUUACUAUCCAAGACGCCUUCAGGAAGCUGUUGAUCACAAGGUUCACUUCUCAUUGCCAAGAUUCACAAACCUGACAAGAGGCCGAAACUAUGAACUCAGUCCAGAUAUCACAUACAAAAACUGUACAUUAGAUUUCAUUUUGACAUGUUAUUCCAUUCUUACAUUAUUAAGAGAAAAUGUUUUUAUCAUUGUUGACAUUUUUAAGUUAAACAACAUAUAUAACCAGCAGAUGCUGAUGAAAAUUGUAGUUUAUUGACUUCAGGUAAGAAAUACACACACAUGGAUGAAUAGGCUUUGUUACCACUAUAAGUUAAUCCAUUUUUAUGGCAUGGUCAUGAAAAUCCCUAUAAAAUGUAUAUAUUGGUAAAAGAGAAUUAGCAUUAUUACAGACCGUAAACAUAGCCAGCAUGAGAUACAGGCUCAGAUGUUCACUCCAACACUCCUGCAGCCAACACACACUACUGUAUUUUGGGUUGUGAAGGUUUCCGUGGGGCCAGAGGCAGUCUUGGCUGGAGGAUUUUUUGCUGACAUCUUAUAGAAUAUUGAUCACUCAUUUCUUCCCCUCCAUCAUAAAAAUGGGAUUUCAUGCUUUAAUUCUUCAUAUUUAGAAUAAAUAGAAUGUGCCAAGUAAAAUUUACCAAUUGCAGUUGGGUUGUGUUAAGAAGACAUUACAGUAUUAUGAACUUCUAUUUCAUUGUGUCAUCUCCUUCUGGCCUGAAAUGUAAAGUUGACGCCUCGGCAAACUUUAUUAAGAAUUACGAGAAGAGCAAUAUGUUAGUGGCCAGUACUGUACAGGUAUACAUUGUGCACAUACACAAGGACAUACAGUACUGUUUAGAAAGUCAUUUUAUAACAUGCAGUGGAUCAAAUGAACCAUCUACUUUUGCCAGCCAACAACCUUGUGAGUUCAACUUCAGGCUUUCCAAGGACCCUUCACUUGUGUGCCUGGGUUAUUGACCUGUUCCACUGUUGCUUCUCAGCUGUUUGGACGUCUCGCAUAUGGCUCGUUUUAACAGCUCGGUAGGUGUUUUAUUUAUUCACUUAAACAAUAAAUUUGAAAACUAGCCUGGUUGCCAAUCAUUCCUAUAUAUUAGUUUACACUUUACUGGAUUAUUUACUGUUGCUCGAUCGUCCAUUUAGUAGUUGAAAGUGGGACAAGUUAUCAGGCUCCUGAACCUCUUAAUUUCAUGUAUUGUUUAGCUGAAUACAGUACACAUAAAAUACUUUUUAUCUGUGGGCUAUACUGUGCCCCUUUAUACCCAGUCAUAGAGCAUAUUGGAACCUUAUGAGAGUAACAAUUAGUUAACUGUGAUCUGGUUGUUCAUCGGGUCAGUUCAUGGGUCAACCUUGUUCAAUAAACCUGAGUCACCCAUCAACCAAUUCCUGUUUAUUUCCGCUGUUGACUGUACUUCCAUUAUGUCAUUUAUUUUGUAAUUUUCUUGUGCUAUAAAACUAUUAAGGAAUUUUCUUCUACUGUUUGAUAUCUUGCAGUGUGGUGUAUUGUUUCCUGGAGUUGAGUUCAAGACGAAGCUUAUGGGAUUCCUGUCUGUGAAUUAGGGUUCUGCUUUCUUUACCAUGCACAGUACUGUAUUGUUUGUCUAGUCAUGAGGAGUAUUAUUUAUGUGUUGCUUUGAUUAGUUGUGUAGAAAUUAAGUUCACAAUCCAUUAAUUGGUGAGUUUUGUCAGAUGUUCUUGACAAAUUCAUUCAUUAUGUAUGGAAAAUUUUAAUCUGUGUCAUUUUUAUUUGUUGACUUUCCUGUAGGAUAGGAAUGUACUUUAGCCUCUUGAUUACAUUUUUCUUGAGGAUAGACAGGUACAGUACAGUACAGUACAUUAAAUGAUUACCCAGGCUGGACCAGGGGACAGAUUCUACUUUUCAUGGGAUAGUGUUACUUAGGCUAUCAUCCCAGCCUGCCAGCAGGAUUCUGGUUGAAUCCUGAGUUAGAUUUUGUACGUUGUUUUUAAGACUACCCUGACAGAUCAUCAUGAAAAGAGGAAGAGAUACUCUCCGAUGAUGUUGGUCAUAAUGAAAACUGGCUCAUGAUGUUGGAAUACUGUAUUGGUGUAAAGUUAAGACUGGUUCUAUUGUUACUGUCUCGAGAAGUCAUCAUUUGCUUGUGUGGCACCGUCCCUGAUCAUCAUGGAAAUCACUGUUCAUGUAAGGAUAGAACAUCAUUUUGUUGUUUUAUAGUGAAUUACAUAUAGUACAGUACUUGAAAGGAACUGGACCUCAGAGCAUGAAGGGUAGUCGUGUCAUCCUGUUGUGCAUUAGCAGUUUUUCUUUUGUUAGAGAUUCUUUGUUUAGUCUUGUACAGUAUGACUCGGGAUCCCAUUGUAUUGAUCAGAGAACUCCGAUCUCUCCCAAAGUUUAUUCCUGCUUCUAGGGGCUAUUGGUUGAAUUGGGGGGAAAUUCUAUUACAAGAUUUCUAGUUUGCUGGAUUUCUAGAGUAGCUCAGUCAUACAGAUGGAAGGUUCUUGGUAACCCAGUAGUUAAACUCACAAGUUGGUUGAGUCGAGUACACGAGUUGCUUGAUCCAUUUCUAGAGUAUUAUAAUUUAUUGAUUGAUUGUAGUAAUAACAUCCCUUUUUAUGCAACAUCUUAGGUCAUAUGCUACCAAUGGUAUUAUAAAUUGGAUUUCAAGAUCAAUCACUCAUUUAGGUGUUUAGAGAAAUAAUGAGCACUGUACUAAUUUACAUACUGUAUUUGUUCUGUUCUAAUGUAUAUUUUUAAUAAGUGUUCAUUUCAUAAUACAUUUAGAGAUAUACUCUUUAUUGAUUUAUUGAAUUAUUUUAUUUUUUAUUAUUAUUAUUAUUUUUUUAAUAGUUUGGUUAGUUUUGGUUUCACAUCACAUCUGAAAUGAGCCGCCAUGAACACAGCCUCCAUUUAUAACACUGUGUCUAUGGGAAAAUUGCUCUCACUUUACAAAUUGUUAUAUUAUGAACCAUUAUAAUAAGGACCACCUGUACUCUUUCCUUUGAUAUUGGAAUCCAGGUGUGGUGGCGACAGUGAUGGGAGAAAUUUGUGAUUAAUGAUAUAACUCGCUGUCGUACAUCUUAACUACAGUACCUAGCAUCUGUUAUCUCAUCACAAGAGAAUAAAAGGCUUACAUUAAUAAGUAUACAGUAUACAUGUUCAAUCUAACCGUGCAUAGUAAAGUUAUCACGUGACCACAUUACAUUAGAUUCCACUUGUUGAAGAUUCAGAAUCUUUUAACCGAGUGGAAUGUUUAGAUGUGAAUUCUCAUAAGUGGUGUGAGAGAAGCAACUUGGUCUGACUAAGAACAGUAGGUGCAGUAUAAUGUAAGGAAAAGGACAGUGAUGAUAAUUAUUCUUGGUAGGAGGAGGAUAUAUUGUUUUCCUUUUUUAAUCUUUGCUUGUGAUAUUUGUGGUUUUUUUUUAUCUAUUAAGCGAUUAGUGUGUUUUGUUAUUACGUUUACAAGCAGACUUUGUUCGAGGAUGAUUUUUAUUUCAUAUUUGAUAUUGAUUUAUGUUAUGUACAGUACACAGACAUUCGUGGUAGUGCUAUUGUACCAUAUACGGUAUCUGUGUGUAGUGUAUUUUGUUGAAUUGUGAGCAUACAGCAGGACACAGACACUCUGCCAGACAGGAUGGAGUACUGUACUGUAUUGCCAUUUUAACUCUUGUACCUUUAUACUGUUUUUAAGUUUAUAGUCAGUAUGUAUGUCACUUAAUGGAUAGAUGCUAUUGGAAACAUUUCUAUAUUAUUAGUCUUAUUCCAUGUCCAAAACUUUAUAUAUUUUUAGUGGUAAAUCUUGUUAGCAGUACGAAUGUUAUGUUAAAGCUUCCACAGCUGUUAUGGAAUCCUUGUAUUUUACAGUACUCUUCGGAGGAACAAUUAUUGCAGUUAAUGUGUUGGAGACCUUUUAGAAUACAGUAAUGUAAUUAAAACACGUUGGCAUCUAACAGGUACAUGGGGUUAACGGUACUUGUGUCUUACCUGUUUCGUGCUAUUAAUUCCACGUAUCUGUUUAUUUUAUUCAUCUUGGUGCAUCGAUUAGUGUAACUUGGUGAAAUUUAUGUGUACUUACUGUGAUUGAUUGAUUUUUCCUCUGAUAAUCAAUCUUACACACUUGCUUCAUCAUCUCCAUUUCCAGGAGUUGUUUGUAUACAUCAGUAAUUUAUGUGUUUUAUGACUUAUUACCACAGCACUCCAAGUCAUUAUUUUACUGUACAUUACAACACACUUAACAAGAUUUUGGUGGGCAGAUAAAUAAAAGAGAUAAGUAAAAGAAAACAAAAGCUAUGUUCUGCAAUAAUAGAUUUAGAGAUUGGUGGAGAGAACACGGAUAGUAAGUUGUAAGGCAUUGUUGUGUUUCUCAGCUCAGUGACGUCACCAGAAUAUACUGUAUUAAUUAGUUAUGUCUUGUGUAAUAUGUUUAUAUUUGUUAAAACAGUACAGUCAACCGCAGAGUCCUGUCGCUUCUCUUCCUGAAACACGAACCCCCCCUCUGAGAUUCAGACUUGCAAAUCCGAAGCAUUAAUGGACAGAAUAAUGCUUCGGGUUCAUGAGUCUGAAUAUCGGGGUUUGUGGUUCAACAAGAGGGGCGACAGGACUAUUGUGGGUGGUUGUACCUUUGCCACUUUCAAUGACCGUGAGCUCAAGAGGAAAGUGCAAUAAGUCAAGUUUUCUGUGGUGGACUAAUAGGUGUUAUUGGGAGUCCACGUAAGUAAGUUUGAUUGUGAUCCUUUUAGACUAUUUUAGAAGGGUCCAAUAGUGUCUUUGAUUCUUACUUGUGACCGUGUGGACUAUUUGAUUGUCUAGAUUAAGGAAUAUCCCUGGAAGGUAUCGGAUAUUGUAGACCUUAGAUUGAUUUUUUGGCAUUCAUCAUCGAUAUAAUGGACGACAAUUACAGAGCUUAGUUGACAGUGGUGGUAUCUCUCACAGUUGAUCCGUGUUUCUAACCUUGGUACUGUAUCUGGUGUAUGGUAAUGAUGUUCCGGUCAUAGACAUAUGGUUAACGCUCUCCUCUCAAGGCUUCAGGAACCCAAGCAUUGGUGUGGCUGGGAUCAAUGUACCACUAUUGGAACACUUUAUACACCACCCCCCUUGAGCUAAGCCACAACCUGUCGUCUCACCACAUAGACGCUGAAGUGUGUUGUCUCUUUUUUUUAGCAAAUGUGAAUACUUUCCAACCUUUAAUUAUUGUAUUGUAGUUCAUGCCCAAGUUUGAUCUUCAGGAACCAAAGCCCCUAUAUUACAUAACAGAUAAACUCUGAUAAAGUAAUUUGGUAAAAAUGUAAAUAAUUUCUUACAGAACCUCAAAAAUUUGCUUGGGAUUACUGUAUGCUGUAAUGUAUACAGUAUUGUGUUUGUGUGUCUUGAUGUGCAGGUAUCAGGUGUACUUAUGAGACUACAGUACUGUCUAAGGUAAUCAAAUUUUAAAUUCUUACUUCAAGUGAAAUUAGUAAUGUGCAAAGAAAGAACUUAAAAGCAGAAAAUCUUAUUAUUAAAACCAUGACAUAUUUUAUUGAGAAUGUUUGGUUUAUUUUGAAUAGUUCAUGCAUUGGUGUUCUAUAAGCUGAAACCUCACUUCAACAAAGCUCUCCCAGUUGUAGAGUCAGAAAAUGGGAAAUGUACAGUAAGAGUGUUGUGUUACACAGUAAAGCCAAACAAAUGUAGCAUGAACAGACACUCAGUGGUACUUUAAAUUACUUGUAUAAAUAGUUUUGACCAGUUACACAGUGUUAGUUAUAUUUUAACAACAUUGGUGCUGAUGAUAAGAAAAAAAAUCAUAAUUGCUUAAUCUGUCACUUUUAUGAAGAAUGUAAAAAGUCAUACAGUAGCUACAAUUUCUGAGCCUUCAUAGACUGUGAUGAACAUAAAAAUGUUUUAGAGUGCAGUGUCUCUUUACAUGUGUUGUCUUAUGUGCUCACAGCAUGUCCAAUCUGGGUCAGUUUCAUAGCAUUAGAAAUUAUGGAAAUUUAAUCAAGGACUUUAGAUUACCAAUUUUUACGUUGAAUUUACCUAUCACAUUAGUCACCAAUAGUAUUUGACUUGUUUAUAGACCUUCAAUGAUUCUGGACAGCACUGUGAGGCCAGCAUUUCCAUCGAUUGACAAUUCAAAUGCCAAAAGUCCCACCUUGUGACUGACAUUGUAAAAUGCAUUUCUGGCUAUACAGUUGCUCAAUUCAGACUCGGUAAUGAAAUCAAACCUUAAUUUGUUCUUCUUUUUAUAUCACUUAGCACCAUUACAGUAUAUCCCCAGCUAUAUAUACAGUAGCUAACACAACUAUCUGUGCAGGUGGGGGUCGAUAUGCUCCAAAAUUUUACAUGUGACUAGUGACAGCCCUCAUACACCAAAAUUUAUCGUCCAUGGUCUCGUAUUGUUUCCCACAAAGUAUGCAGAAAUAGUUGUUUUAGCUACUGUACUUCAUGAUGUGAUAAUUUAAUUUAAACAGAAAGUAUAGUCGGGAGAUGGAGAUGUCUUGCCGUCAUGAAAGAUUGUCAUCACACAAUUGCUUACACCAGAAUUAUUACCUUCAGCCAGAAAGUUAAGUUCUUGACGUCGGUGUUUGUUUAUAAUCAGGUGUGGGAGGCGGAGGUGUCCAUACGUUGUUAGAAAAGUAGCAUGAACUGCAUUGCUAAAGCGUUUAUUUUUUGAUGACAUGAACUAAUCAAACCUAACAAACCUAGAAUAGUGUUGGCUAGGAUAGGUUAGGGUUAGUUAGUUUUCGUUAUUUCCUUUCUAUAAAUUAGUAAUCAAAAGGUCUUUGCGGUCCUGUUCAUAAUAUUUUUCUAGCACUGUACAUUUGCAUCAGUGUGUUGUCAGUACAGUGUCCAAAUGCACAGCUCACCAGACUUAAAGGCCACAACACUUCAGAGAACCUUCGGGACUGCCAUAGGUAUUGGGUUUUGAAUAAAUAACAAAAAUGGCUAAUGCUUAAUGCUUGACUCUAUACUGUAUCUGUUUUGAAGUAUAUUUCUCCAACUGAUGAAAUCAUAGAAACCAAACCAAAAAUUAGCUUCAAUUACUAUGACUUGGUGAAGCUGACAAGUGUCACAUUUAUCAAAAAUUUGACUAUAGUAAUUUGUAAUGCAGCCUUUGUACUCUUACACUUAUAUGGUAAUAAUUUGUAGCAAGUUUUAAGAAAAAAAUAUUGUACUUUCUCUUUGUAACAGAUGGAAGAAAGUUGAGCAGCUUUGUUGAUUGAUCUAUAUGACAUGUUGAGUUGCCACCUUUUGAGUGCCUCUACCUACCACAAAGAUUGUAAACAAAUUGCAACGUAGUUUUGUAAACACUGCACCUAAUACAGUAUAUAGUGAAUAAUGUGCAGUUUAUGUUAGUAAAUCACUGAUAACAGUUUAUAGCAACUUCUUUUUUACAUUUGCAAUACUGUACUUAGAUCCAGUUUCAAUUAGGGAACUAAGAUAGAAAGUACAGUAUAAUAUUUUUCUCAUAUGUUCUGUACUUUUGCAUUAAUUGCCAUUUUAAUGUUCACAUUAUGUUCCAGAUUGACUAUUGCUGUCAAAUAAGAUAUUACAUAAAGGAGCUGCAUGACCACAACUGGCAUUCAUUUAGCUGCCUAUGGAGUGAGAAAGAUAUUUGGCAACUUUUAAUUGAUGUAAUGAAACGAGUCAGGUGAAUUAUGUUUCAUUCCAGAGUGAUAUAAAAGUUUGGGGUAUUAAUAUCUCGUGAUUCAGGCCAGUUAUAUGAAGAACAGGAUUGUGGUUAGUAACUUGUGAUUUCCAAAUUGUGAAUCCCUAAGUAAAGGAUUCCUUUGGAUGUGUUUUUGUAAACUUGAACGAUAUGCUCGGUUUCUUAUCAAUCCUGUAUUGUUAGCACUAGUGUGCAUUUGAUUCCAUAUAGUGGAACUGUAAGUGAUACUCAUAAGCAUCUUUUCUGUAGUUAUGGCACUGACACAGUGUAGGUACAAAAUUCUUUUCUCACAUUAUUGCUCAUUGUUUAUAAGACGUAAUCUUGUACACGUUCACGUGAGAUGUUUAUGACUAAAACAGCUGUUAUAUAUUUGAAGGUAUCGCACUAUGAUUUCCAUUAUUGAAAGUAGUAUUUAAAUGGAAAUCUUAGGUAUACCAACAGCUUAUGAGUAAGAUUUAUGUAUUUUAGAUAUAAAAUAUUAUGUUAUGAAUGUUUGAUAAUGGAUAAACUGCUUGGCUUGUAGGAUGAAUUUAUGAAGUCCUUCUCACUCCACAGUAUGUUGACUAAGGGCAAAUAUCUGCUCUACUAUGUGAGUACAGUAAUAGUUGUGUUCACAACAAGUCAUGUGUGUAUAGUAAUGAUGAACUGUGCACAUGUACAUUGUGACCUGAAACAUAGCAUAAUGUGUCUGAAAGUGUUAUUAUUUAUAUGUUGUGUAGUAUUUGUGCAUAGCCAAAAAGAUAUGUUUGUUUACCAAAUGAACCAACAAACAAGUCUUUCUAUCUUGGUUUUCAAGAACUGCUGCUUCAUCUACAUUUGUAAUAUGAAAGAGACAGACAGUGUGCUUUGUGAUGCUGAAGCUCAUUAUGUUGUAAGACUGAUUGAGGGAUGCUAGGCAGGGGUUUAAUGAAUGUGUUUUAUGUUCAUAACCAAUGCCUAAUUUUAUAAAGACAACUUAGCUAUACAUCUUUUAUUCUUUAGUCGUCGUAAUGACUCGUGUUAUUAGUCAUAUUUUAACGUAACUGCCAACGAGUACAGUACAGUACAGAACCAGAUUGAAGUUUUACAUAAAUUUUCCUUUCCUUGAAGGCUUUAUAUAGUGCAAUGAUUAUUUGUGUUCCACAUUUUAUUCAAUAGCUUUGUUAUCAUUAUUAUGACUACCCAAAAAAUACAAUAUGCCAAAAAAAAAAAUAAACAUGUUUUUUGUCAUGAUAUUUGGUUCCAUGUUCAGUAGUUGUUAAAACUAUGUAGUGUAUGUAGAUUAUAUUUGCUUUAAAUUAUCAUUUGGUAAUUUACAACAAAGUAGAAUAUACUAUACCAAAUAUGCCAAUAGCCAUAAGUGUACAUACUUCAGCUCACCUAAAUAAAACUUUAAUUGUGAAA